Molecule: messenger RNA, 1504 nt
Organism: Salpingoeca rosetta
Lineage: Eukaryota; Choanoflagellata; Craspedida; Salpingoecidae
Exons: 1
Coding region: 113-1357 (414 amino acids)
Source: RefSeq, a predicted model, not a curated record
GUGUGGGAAGAAGAAGGAAAGAAAGGAAGACGCACACCACACCACAGCACACCACACUACCACACCACACGACAAACCGCAAACAACCCCCCCCCCCCUCUUCCAAACACACAUGGCGGACGACAUUGGACCAGCGCUGCCGCCGCACUUGGCAGCAGUGAGGCGCACACAGCGAAGCCCGGACCGGCAACAAGGCAGCGCCGUGGGCCCCGCGCUGCCGCCACAUUUGGCUGCAAGCCACCAACACCAACACGCGGGCGCGGACGAUCGCAGUGGCCAUGAUGACGUUGUGGGCAGCGAUGAGCGACGGCGGCGUCACCGCAGUUCGUCGUCGCCGUCCAGAGGCAAGCACAAAAAACACAAGAAGAAGCACAAGAAGAAACACAAGAAGAAGAGCAGCAAGAAGCGGCGACACAGCGACAGCGAAAGCGACGAUGACCGCAGCUCCGACAGCCACGCAGCCCGCCACCACACAUCCAAGCCGGAAGACUCGAGAAUAGCAGACGCAAGAUCAACGGGGCCGGAACCAUCACGCGAGACACCGGAUGCGCUAGACCAAGAUCAACAGCAGCACGGUGCCCGCCGUGCUGUAGGUCCACAGCUGCCACCGCACCUGCUUGCCCAACAGGAAGCGGCUGAUAACACGGACAACGACAAGGAAGCACAUGCUUUGCUGACGAGCAGCAACACACGCAACACAGCUGGUGCAGGAGCUUCCACCGCCGGUGGCGAAGAUGACGACGGCGACGAUGAUGAUGACGAUGACGAGAUGGGUCCGAUGCCAGCGAGCGCACAGGAGAUGGCGCAGGCAGAGCUGGAGUCGAUCCGCCGUGGCUUUGAUGAAUGGGAUCAGGUGGCGCACGAGAAGACGAUGCUUGCCAAGUAUGGCGCCAAGCCACAGCGCGAGGACUGGAUGACGGAGCUGCCAGAGCGCCACCGCAAGAACUUUGGCGUGACGAACCGUACGUUCAAGCGGCACUACGGCUCGACGGACGACGGCAGCAGCUGGACCGCGACACCCAACGCAGAAGGCAAGCGCGUGCCGAAGCCAGCCAAGUUUGACCCCGCGCUGAAGGGCCGGAUGAAGACCAAGGCGGAGGUGGAGCGCGCAGAGGAGGUGCGCGAGAAGGUGCAGGAGUUCAACCAGGCGCGGCGCAAUGAGUCCCUCAUGGAUAUGCACAUGCGCAAGCAGAAGAAGGCCAAGCAGCAGCGCGACCCAGAUGCCAUGCCCAGCGGCCGCGUGCGCUUUGACCGCGAGCGGGACCUGCUCUCCAGCAACGUCAGCCAGUCUGCACGUGAUCGCAUGAUCAAGAAGGCCGCAGGGUUCCACAGCCGCUUCACCACGGGAUCCUCCUAGUUGUGCUUUUCUCCCUCGCUUGUCUGUCUGUCUGUCUGUUUCUUAGGUUGAUUCAUGUCAUGUUGUCACAUCAAAUGUCACCACGUUAUUACAUUGUGUGAUGAUGUGACGUGACACGUGUCACGCAUAAACGCAUAUUGAGGCCCC